Molecule: messenger RNA, 1486 nt
Organism: Dermochelys coriacea (leatherback sea turtle)
Lineage: Eukaryota; Metazoa; Chordata; Testudines; Dermochelyidae
Product: cytochrome c oxidase assembly protein COX20, mitochondrial
Exons: 4
Coding region: 186-539 (117 amino acids)
Biological process (GO): mitochondrial respiratory chain complex IV assembly
Cellular component (GO): mitochondrion; mitochondrial inner membrane
Source: RefSeq, a predicted model, not a curated record
GAUUUUGCUGGAAUCUCUCAGCGCUAUACCUAAAAUGGCGCCCGGCGCGCUCAUCUCGGGCACCAUAGAGAUGAGGCGGGGCGCGGCGGCUAGAGCGGCUCCGCUGGCACUUUUCUCGCGUACUUUACACACGGCCCGGCUCGGCCUCACUGGUAGCGUGCGGAGGGCGCUGUGAGCACACGGCCAUGGCGGGGGAGGGUGAGCCCGGCUCGGAGAAGACCUUUAAGCUUCUAGGAAUCCUUGAUGUCCAAAAUAUUCCCUGUGCACGAGAGUCAAUACUCUAUGGGUCACUGGGUUCUCUAGUCGUGGGCCUUGGACAUUUUAUAGCAACCAGUAGAGUUAAAAGAUCUUUUGACUUUGGAAUGGGAGGCUUUGUUUUGACAACCUUAGGAUGCUGGAUAUAUUGCAGAUACAAUCAUGCAAAACUAAGGAUCCAGCAAAGAAUUAUUCAAGAAGGGAUGAGAAACAAGAUCUUAUAUGAAAGUAGUGUGUUUGAUCCAGAAAGAAAACAAAACAGCAAUCCAGGAAGCAAUUCUUAGCUUAUCACAGAGCAACCCAAUAGUCAAAUACAACCUGUGGCAUCUUAAAAUGGAAGUGCAAAGGUACACUCUGCCUGUAAGUGUGGGAUGAGAACAAAAUUGAUAACCCACACAAUAUUUUUCCUGCUGGACUCAAACAAACUACUCAGUCUGUUUAAAAAAAGGCCCUAACAAAUGUGUGUACAUUUAUAUACAAAUCAGUGAUGGCCUUCCAGUUCUGGCCCAUUGUGUUUGAAAAUGAUUCAUUUAAUUGCUGAGGAUUAAUAACAAUGUUUCAGAAUUGUUUAGAACAAUGCUGUGUAGCUUUUCUAAAAUGACUAGCGGUUUUGGCAUUAUUUUACAAUAAGAUUAAUCCAGGCUAUAAUAAUUUUCCCAUAUCUAAACAAGACCUUUAUAAAUUAUUUAAAAUUAAAUGAAGUUUAUAUCUCUGUGCUGUUUCAUGUUCUUUAAUGUGAAAAAUUAUUCCUAGUAAUUAUUAUAAUAAAAAGAAUAUUAAUCUGGUUGACUGACUGAAACAAAAUGAAUAAUGUAAAUAUUCCUCUUAUCUCUGUGAAACAUACAGAAUAAUGGGCAACUUUUACUAGUGGUGUUGGCUUUAAGACCGUUAAUAGACACUUUUAAAUUGAGGAUAAAGAUGGGAUGUUCUUUAAACUAAAAAUGAAAUAAUUUACUAAUAAGUCUUCAAGAGGGCUAUUUGCUACUCUUUUUUGUACCUUUAUGUUUGGGAUACUUUAUCUCAUAAGUCCCAGUCUUCCAAUUAGAGCACUUCUUUGCCAUAGCCUGUACUAUUUACAGUUUAAUAACUGGAUAGAGAGGUACUUGCUUGCCUUGAUUAGUUACUGGGUCAAUAGUUUAUUUUGAAAUGUGUACAAUAUAUUGUAAAAUUGGUGUUUUGAAACUGUACCCUCAACUUAUCAUUUCUGUAUGUCAUAAAUUUAAUUUAUUUU